Messenger RNA from Manduca sexta (tobacco hornworm), 1655 nucleotides. Its product is annotated as cingulin. Gene Ontology annotation, cellular component: centrosome. Gene Ontology annotation, biological process: regulation of cilium assembly. NCBI's taxonomy places the organism in Eukaryota, Metazoa, Arthropoda, Insecta, Lepidoptera, Sphingidae. The record is from RefSeq and is a predicted model, not a curated record. The transcript is spliced from 10 exons. The coding region runs from base 208 to 1572 and encodes 454 amino acids.
UAUAUACUUAUUAUGGAAAAAUAUCAUUGUAGUGACAUCAAAAAGAGUGUCAGACGUCAGUGUUUGUCUCUUACAAUAAUUCCUUAUGCUAUCUAUUUUAACUAUUAUCUUUGAGUAACGGCAUUUACUGACACUUUUUAUGGAGUUUUAGUUUGUUGUUGUUUUUAAUAAUUUGCUGCUAAUUAUAUAACUUUUUGAAGACAGAUCAUGCCUCAAUCAGAGUUUUGGCCAUUUACUAGAAAUAAGGUUUCAGAUGUUGGAUUUAACGAAGAAGCCUCUAACAUGCAAAAGCAACUUGGUGACAUGGAAGGUCAAGUUAAAGAAAUUCAGAUGGAAUUGGCGGCCAUUAAACGCGACCGAAUGGAUUUGUUAGCGCAGAAUCAAAUUAAAAUGUCCGUAAAGGAAUCAGAAGGUGUUAAUGAGACAAGUCUAUUCAACGAAACUUAUAAUAAACUACAAGGAAACAGCUGUGAAAAAUAUAUGGAGGUCAAUAAACUCCGCGAAGAAUUAAUUAAAGCGAAAAAUAAUGCUGACCAAGAGAGGUUAAAAAGGGAAAAAUACGAAAAGAAGUUAAAAGAUCUGGAACUUAAGUUGAAUAAUAUAUGUUAUACAGGAAUGCUAGCUGAGGCAAAGGAUUCACGGAAAAUUAACGACGAAGAAGUUAGCAUCCUAAAGAAGCAAAUGAGAGAUUUAAAAGAUGAAUUAGAAGAAUCAAAAUUGAUUGUAGCUGAAAAAUCUGAACAGCUACAAGAGUACAGAGUUAAAUAUCUCCAAGCUCAGCAAGAAGUGGAAGAAUUGAAACGACAAUUUGACGUCGUGGAAAGCGAUAACAAACAGGUCUCAGAUCAGUUGCAAAUUGAAAUACAGAGGAUGAAGAUGCAAUUUCAAGAGAAACUUCAAGAGCUAGCGCCUCUACCAGACCUACUUAAGGGAGCGCAGAUACAAUUGGAAGAAGCCAAACAAUUACAGCGGUUGGCUGAGGAUACAUCGCGUCAACUGUCUAACGAGCUGCACUUUGUAAAGGAAAAGCUUGCAGCGGUAGUAAACAAUUUGAACCAGGAGAAACUUGAUAGAGCUAAUCUCAUGGAAGAAAAUAAAGCUUUGAAAGCAGAUAUCGAGCAAAAAGACAAGGAAAUUGAAAAACAGUGCCUAAACAUAGACGAUUACAAAUGCCAAGUUCUGAGAUUAGAAGAGAAACUAAACCAAGAAGAAGUUAGAUACAAUGAAAAGACUGCGGAAUGUUCGCGGUUAGUCGAAAAUCUGGAAGAAUUACGAGAAGAGACCAGCAGGACUUUGAAUCGAUCUAAAGAAAGAUCCGACUCUACGCGAAGAUAUUUACAAACACAAAUAUCCGAGCUUGAACGCCAAGUAAUACAAAGUCGAGCGCAAUGUAGAGCGGUUCAUAAGGAAAGAGACGAGAUCCGUCAACGCAUGCAGAUGCAAAUCAACAGCCUUCAAGAGAACUUUGAGCUAGUUGAGAUCAGACUUCGUGCUCUUCAUACCCAGGUCACGUCAUUAAUGAACACCUCGGUGCUUGUGCUCGCUGACAAUGACGAUAAUGAAUUCAACUAGUUUGCCGCAAUAAGUUGUUAGACGUUGGUUGUUUGAAAUUUAUUAUAUUAUUUACGAAUUUUUGAAUAAAUUAUGUUGUAUUA